Messenger RNA from Xenia sp. Carnegie-2017, 4531 nucleotides. Its product is annotated as tubulin-specific chaperone D-like. Gene Ontology annotation, biological process: bicellular tight junction assembly; microtubule cytoskeleton organization; adherens junction assembly. Gene Ontology annotation, cellular component: lateral plasma membrane. Gene Ontology annotation, molecular function: beta-tubulin binding; GTPase activator activity. The record is from RefSeq and is a predicted model, not a curated record. NCBI's taxonomy places the organism in Eukaryota, Metazoa, Cnidaria, Anthozoa, Malacalcyonacea, Xeniidae.
AUCCAACAUGGCGGACGAAAGUCACGGCGGAGUUUCUACCUAUAAAUUACGAAGUUUUACGGAAGCCGAUCAAGUUAAUUGCAUUUUAAACUCCAUCUCUAUUGACUGUGAAAGUUUACAAAAGACUGAACGUGCUCUGCAGGACCUAAGAGAAAUUUUGGAUAGAUACCAAGAACAACCGCAUUUAUUAGAUCCUCAUCUUGAUUCGUUCAUAAGCCAGUUACUCAUCGCUGCCCAGGAUUCAUCGAACACAAUAGCGUCUUCUCAAGCAUUCAAAUAUUUGUAUUUAUUUACAAAGGUACGUGGUCACAAAUAUAUUGUCCGACUAUUUCCUCAUGAAGUUAAAGAUGUCGAGUCAGUUCUAGCUUUAUUACAGAAACAAAAUCCAUCAGAUCACAGCACCUGGGAAGCCAGAUACAUAUUGUUGUUAUGGCUAUCCAUUGUAUGUAUGGUGCCAUUUGAUAUGACUAAAUUUGAUGGAGGUAAAUCUGCGGAUAAGGAUUGCAAAUCCAUCACUGAGAGAAUUAUAGAUGUUGCAAAGGUGUAUCUUAAUGUUGCUGAUAAAUGUCAAGAUGCAGCUGCACUAGUGAUAGCAAAAUUUGUAACAAGACCUGAUGUAAAGAUACAUUACCUUCCCGAGUUUUUGUCAUGGUGCCUUAAAGAUCUACCACUAAUUGAUGGAACCUCCCAAAAUGGCAUUAAUUUAAUGACAGGAAUUUUAAGCACAUUGGCUUUGGUCUUCAAGCAUGGAAGAAGAGAAGACUUGAAGCUUCAUGCGAGAAGUGUUCACGAGGUCAUCAAUUCUUGUGAUAUUCUCAAUAUGAAGAACAGUUUAUUGAGAAAGCUUUACAUCAAGUUAAUUCAACGUCUUGGUCUGACAUUUCUCAAGCCACGACUUGCUUCAUGGAGGUACAAGAGGGGAACAAGAUCAUUGAUCCACAAUCUUGUCAAAUCUGAUCAGUUUGGGACGGUUAUAACGGAAAAACAAAGUUUUCCCACGAAGGACGAUGAGUACGAACAAACAAUUGAUGUUCUUGAAGAUAUCGAGGAAAUUAUUGGGACUUUGCUAGCUGGUUUGAAGGAAAUAGAUACAAUUGUGAGAUGGUCUGCGGCUAAAGGUGUUGGAAGAAUAACAGGAAGACUUCCUAAGGAUCUCGCUGAUGAUGUGACUACUGCCGUUCUUGAAUUAUUCAGUCCUCUGGAAUCACACUGCGCUUGGCAUGGAGGAUGUUUAGCCUUAGCUGAACUCGGUCGAAGAGGUUUGCUACUGCCUCGUCGUCUUUCGGAAGUUAUUCCCGUCGUCACUAAAGCGUUGUUGUACGAUGAGAAAAUAGGAGCAAUAAGUGUUGGAUCAAAUGUAAGAGAUUCAGCAUGUUACGUAUGUUGGUCGUUUGCUCGAGCUUAUGAUCCAAGUGAAAUCAAACCGUAUGUUGAAGAUAUUGCCAGAGCUCUGAUGAUAGCUACAUUAUUUGAUCGCGAUAUAAACUGUCGGCGAGCGGCUUCGGCUGCUUUUCAAGAAAAUGUUGGACGACAGGGAACUCUUCCUCACGGUAUAGAUAUAUUGACAAAAACAGAUUACUAUGAAGUUGGUAAAAGAAAAAAUGCGUAUCUCAAUUUAAGUGUUUAUGUCUCUCAAUAUAAAGAAUAUCGCGAAUCAUUAAUUGACCAUUUGUACAAAAUCAAACUGGGCCACUGGGAUAUCGCCAUAAGAGAACUUGUUUCUAAAGCUUUAUUUAAUCUUACUCCUCAAGAUCCACUUGUAAUGACUCGUAAAGUUCUGCCAUCAAUCCUACAACAAAUCCUCGAUUUUGAUAUCCACGUGAGACACGGGAGUAUUUUGUGUGCUGCCGAGCUCACGCAUGCUCUGUACGGCUAUGCUUUAAACAGCAACAGGACCUUAAUGGAUAUAUUGGGUCAUGAUUGUCAUUAUGAAUUGGAGAGUAUGAUUUCAAAGCUUACAGACUCGAACUUCUUUAGAGGACAUGGCGGUGAAUUAUUGAGACCAGCUGCGUGUCUUUUUAUCCAAAAAAUGUCUUUGUCGAAAUUUAAAUGCACGAAUCCACAAACUGUUGGUAUUUGGCGAAACACGAUUGAUGAAAACAUCAACGGUUCACAAAGAACAACUCAAGAGAAAGCAGUUGCCGCUCUUCGACAUUUUACGGAAAAUUUUUAUCAACUACCAGAUGGUACAGCCGAUGAAAAUGCACAAGAAUCGUUGAUCAGCACGUAUGUGGAGAAAUUAAAACAUUCAUCAGGAACGACAAGGGAAGGAUUCUCUUUGGCGCUAGGAGUACUACCAAGAUUUAUGUUGAAAGGCUGUCUUUUAAAGGUGCUUGAUGCUUUACUACAAGUUAGUGAAAUAGUUGAAAAAGAUCCUGGAAAAUUUGCUCAAUCUAGAGCGGACGCUCUUCAUUCGCUCGCAAGUAUUUUACAGACAGUUGGUAUAGCAAAAAAUGGAGAUGCAAAUCAUGUUAUUAAUGAAACCACGUUGGCAAGAUUUUAUGAAUGUUGUUUUAAUUCGAUGAAAGACUACACAAUUGAUAGCAGGGACGUUGGUUCAUGGUGUCGUAAAGCUGCAAUGACAUGUCUUCUUAAACUCACUUUACUUGUUGUACAAACAAAUCCGGAACUUUUAACAAAAGAAACAUGCGCUCGAAUGAUGUGUUACCUGCUGAAACAAUGUUGCGAGAAGAUCGACGACACGCGGGCUCAUGCUGGUCACGUGAUGUUGACGCUGAUUCACAAUGAAACACCGAAAAUUCCUCAUAUCAGUGAACACAUGUUGUUAUGUGAUAUAUUUCCAAGGGAAGACUGCGAAAAUCUUAACUGGAGUGCUGCUGGCGAAGUUUUCCAGAAGAUUUCCAAACUUUUGGAUAUCCCCUGUUAUCAAUACUUCAUCCUCAGUGGGAUCAUAUUGAGUGCUGGUGGUCUGAGCGAGUCCUUGAUACGUCAAGGAAGGCAGUCUUUGGAAAGCUUUCUAGAAAGUGAUGCAAGACUCGUAAUAUUUGCAGAGAAUAUUUUAAAACUGUUCAAGGAAUACGAAAAGAACGAUAGAGUCAUUAUUCCUUUAUUCAAAGUACUCGAUCAUCUUCUUUCCAUUGGAAGUCUCGCUUUCUUAUCGCAAACGGAAAGUAAUCACAUCCCCGAAAAAUUUUUUGAAUUGACUCAAAGUGAGAUUACGAAGAUUUCUGAUGCCAGAAAGAUCAUUAUUAGCAUAAAUGUCUUCAGUGGUCUACUACAGUUUCCUGGUAAUGCACGACAGCGAGCUUUGAAACGUCUUCUUAUUUUUCUAUGUCACAAAUAUCCAAGGGUACGCAAAACUGCUGCCGACUCUCUGUACAUGGCUUUAAUAACAUAUGAUGACAUCAUUGAUGACGAUAAACAAGAUGAAGUAUUUCAAAUACUUAGUGAAGCCCAAUGGGAGGACGAUGAUAUCAAUGAUAUACGAGCACAAAGAAAUAGUUUAUGUCAUCUUCUUGAUGUUCCUGUUCCCGUUAUGAAGUUCACAUCAAAAGGAAAAGCCAAGAAAGAUUCGUCCGCCAACAAUGAUCCUCUCUCCAGUUAUAAAGAUCUAGUCAGCAGAGUUGAUUAUUAACAACGUCGCGUUUUCAUGUUUUUUCCCGACACUUUUGUAAAAGAUUUGGCCUGUCUGCAUAACCAAACCAAAAAAUGCUAGUUCCCGGGACUUCAUCCACUAACCGGUUUCCAAUCUUCCGAGCAAUCUCGCCACAUCGGCUCAGUGAUACCGAAGGUAUUAAUGGAUAAAUGGGUAUAAGGUCAACAGAUCCUAACCUCGGGUGCUCUCCUUCAUGAAGUUUCAAGUUGAUGUGAUUAUAUGCUUCCUUGCAAGCAUUUAUGACAGAAUUUUGGAUUUGGUCCAAUGUUGCAACUAUUGUCAACACAGAUCUAUUGUAGUCAUUGUCCGAGAAGAUGUUUAAUACCGUAGAUUGACAUUUGAACUCUCCCACGUAUGGUGAUUUAUUGCCUAUACCAGCAGCCUUUGCAACUUUUUCAAUUACAUGGUGUUGGCGACCCUCGGAUAUGUUAAGCAAACACACAGCAAGCUGUGACAUCAUUUGGAAAAAAUGACAACUGACCUCUUUUAAAUUCGUUGAAUUUAUAUAAAUUAAUGAUUUACUACAGAUGAAGACUAUAAGACUUUGAGUACACCAUUGCCUGAGAAGGAUGUUCAUGAAAGACUGGGACGAGGAAGGAUUUUGACAAUGUGAAACGUCGGUACUAAAUAGUCAGCGGUCGUACAUCUACAUUUGUUAUAAUUUAGCGUUCAUUUUUGUUUUAAAAAGCAAUUUUCUUCAAACCUCUUUCGACAUUGAGGAUGAUUAUUUUGCCAAUUCAUUAACAUGUGUGAUGCUAUUGCGGUUCAAUGAUGACUUCAAUUCGCUUGAAGCUAAUGUUUGAGCGUCUGUCUGUGAACACAGCUCAACAAUGUUGGAUGUUAGUGGACUUGAACACGUGUAAAUAUGUACGAGAUCUUGAAUAUGUUAUUGUGAAGAAAUUCUUUGAUUGCAAA